Messenger RNA from Aplosporella prunicola CBS 121167, 4986 nucleotides. RefSeq lists its product as uncharacterized. The record is from RefSeq and is a predicted model, not a curated record. NCBI's taxonomy places the organism in Eukaryota, Fungi, Ascomycota, Dothideomycetes, Botryosphaeriales, Aplosporellaceae. The coding region runs from base 1 to 4986 and encodes 1661 amino acids. The transcript is spliced from 4 exons.
AUGUCUUCAAAGCCGCCCAUACAUUCCACCAAACAAAAAAUCUUGCGAGCGGAUCAGAAUGGAAAACCUUACUACAUCUAUGCCAGUUCUUCUGGCCAGGAGGAGAAACCUGAUGAGAAUAUCCAUGUUCUCAAUCCUGACUCGGAUAGCACUACGGACACAUUUGUUGCAUCCUUGGAAACCAAAGUUAUCGUUCUGUCCGAGAAGCCGGACUCACCAAACAUGACGGCUACCUUGGAUGAUUCCGAUGAGAUAGGCAAAUGGCUUCAAGAGCUCGACCCGGAUGCCACUGGCUCCGUGACUCUUGACAUGUCCUGCCAAAGCAUUGAAAGUUUCUCAAUUGCUUUCAAUAAACCAUGGCCAUUGACAUUCAGCUCAUCUAGUGAAGCAUUGCUGUUCACCUUUGGUGCACCGCCGGAGCUGGUUGGUGGCGAUACGAGUGGAAGGAUUCCGCCGCCUGGCAUUGACGAGUCAGGGGAAAUGUUGACGUUCGGUCUUGACCCUUCCAAAAUCAAUGAUGUCGACAUAAAGCUCAAGGAUCUAUUCACAUACGCUGGCCUGGAUGGCACGCUCAAGUCUCUGCCAGACGACUUUCCAGACCUGAUAGUUACGCUCACGGCACCCAAUCAAAACGAUUCACCAAAGAGGAAUGCUGUUUGGAUUGUGCCCUGUUCCAACAUGCAAACCACCAUCCGCCUACAGCUCCCGAUGCCUACUUUCACGCCUCUUCAAGACUUGCUUCUCGGUGCUCUCAAGGGUUUUACACUCAAAAGCACAGAUGUUGUCUGCAAGAAGCGGGCAUCGCAAGCAACACCCGAAGAUGACCAGCCUAAGGAUAAGGAUGAUAAACCCGAGGACGGAGAUGAUGAGCCUAAGGACAAGGGCGAAGUCAUUUUCAACGUGGAGUGCUCUGUCAAGGCAGAAAGCAAAGAGGCGCCAGUUGUAUCCAUGACCGCCAGCGUCGAAUUUGUUCCCUCUGGCAUCAACCUCAUUUUCAUGUUUGACUCGGAGGACCAACUCUCUGGCAUCUUAAAGUGGCUUGCUGGACUUAUUGAUGACAAAAACAUCGAGUCUCUUGUCAACGACAUACUGGACAAAGAGAAGAAUGAUGUCAAGUUGCCAUCAGAUCCCACUCUGCGGAGAAUGACUAUCAGUCUCGAAAAUUCGAAGGAUCCAAAGUUGGCAUCAUUUGCCUUUGAUAUCGAAGAAUCGGUUCUUUUUGAUGAGGCCAGUUCCAAACCCGUGGUAUUCCUCAUUUCGUACAAUUGGACUAGCACCGAGGGCGGGUCUGGCACUCUAACGGGCAAGUUAUGGAAUGACUUUGAUGACCCCACUGACCAGGAUCUGUCGCCAUCUUUCGAGACCUGGAACACCUUGCAGCCUUUGGAGCAAUCUCCGGUCGAGUCAAUUACCCUCGCAUCGAUAAUCCCAUCUCAAACAGUCACAAACAUCCCUGAUACACUACCCUCAGAAAUCAAAAACGCCCAAAUUGAGCUCUCCCAGGAUAUAUUCACCAUCAAGUGCACUGUCGAUGCCAACCCCAUUACUCCGGGCUCUGUCCCCCAGCCUUAUCUGGACAAGGUUGGUUUGGAUGGGUCUUUCUCUUGGGGUGAAAGCGACUCUUUCACCUUGAAGGUCGACAUUAGCGCUGGAAUCCAGCCGAGCGAGGGCUCCGACCUUCCCACUGCCCUCCUUACCGGAUCGCUCAACUACGACUCUUCCAAAGGAACGUGGGGUCUUAAGGCCUCUAUCGAGGACCUAUACGGCUCGACACUGGCCGAGUUUUUCGAUGCCAAUGCCAAAAGCCACGUUGAGCCUUUGAUUAGGCAAAUUGCCGUCAAAGAGGCGACUGUCGAGUACGAAUACACAGCGGAAGAUGGAGAAUCAAAGGCCAGCAAGUUUGCACUCAAGGGAGAUCUUGUCAUUGCGAAAUUCACACUGGGGCUCGAUUUUACGUACGAUGAUACUGGUUUUACAUUCACAGCCACCUUGAACCCGGAAAGCAAAGAAGUCACCGUCGGUGAAGUAAUUGCGGACAUUCUCAAUCCUGGCGGCCAAAUCGACCUGCCCUACUUUGCCUCCAACACGAAGCUCGUUGGUGAUGAUAAAGAUGCCUUCAAGAUUGAUAUCAAGAAGAAAAGCGGUGAUGAAGAAGAUUCGGUGGUAUCCUCUUUCCAAUUCCUCGCACAGCUCAACUUCGGCAAGCUGCACCUUGAGUUUGCGCAGCUACACAGCAGUGACUGGGAACCCACUGCACCAUCCAAGCGGCUGAUUAAAGUUUCCAUCGAUGCCUUCCCCGAAAUUGAAUUCAGCAUCCCACUGAUCGGUCAGUUGAAGCAGCCGCUGGACGAACUCUACUUCCUCUGGGUGCAAGAUCCACCACAGAAAGCUCAAGCUGGGAAUAAUUCGGGCCUCACACGCUCCGAUGUUACCCAAUUGAACGGCGGUCUCGGAAGUCCGAUUAUGUUCAAAGAUAAGAUCAAAGAUCCCAAACAGAAAGACUUAUUGUUGGCGGCCGGUUGCCACUUCACUGUUGUUGUUCACAGUACCACAGGCGAGCGAUUGUGCUUGCUAGACUACGAGUUCACGAAACAAAAGGACUCGGCCGUCAAUGCCGUGACUUGGCCUACAGGCAAGGACGACAGAAAACUGAAGGAGGGUGAUGAGGAUGAUGGCGGACCAAGCGCACAGGCACCAUACAAAAAGGUGGCUGGCCCACUUUCCAUCAGCAACGUCGGGCUCAAAUACAAGGGGAAGAAGCUGGCCAUUAUGUUUGACGCCACGUUCGAUAUGGGCCCUGUUAGCUUCUCACUGGUCGGGUUCAGCCUCUCAGCCGAAUUCGAAACGCUCGACAAGCCUCCUGACAUCCAGGCCAACAUCGAAGGGUUGGCUGCGGCCUUUGAUAAGCCGCCUUUAACGAUUUCUGGCACUAUCCGCCAUGUCAGCAGCGGAGAAAUGGAUUACUUCGCAGGUGGUCUUAUCGUCGGCUGGGUUCCGUACGAGUUCCGGGCCGCAGGCUUCUACGGUAUGGUAAAACCAAAGACCGAUGACCCAUUCCGGUCUAUCUUUGUGUUUGCCAAAUUGGACGGGCCCCUAAUCACGUUCGAGUUCGCCGAGGUCACAGGCAUCUGCGGGGGCUUCGGUUACAAUACCAGUGUGCGAGUGCCCACACCUGACGAGAUCCACGAGUUCCCUUUCAUUGCCAACGGAGACCUAAGUGACCAGGAGAAUGCGCUCGACGUUCUGAUGAAGCUGGUAGACCCAGGACCGCAGGGUUGGUUCCAACCACUGGACAAGACGUACUGGGCCGCCGUGGGCAUGAAGGUCGAUGCUUUCCAAAUGCUUAGCAUCGACGCCGUGCUGGUCGUACAGUUUGGAGAUUCAAUCAAGGUGGGUAUCUUUGCCGUGGCUGCGGCCGACAUCCCGAAAUCCGAGGGGGUCAGGUUUGCGCACGUCGAGCUUGGGGUCUCGGCCAUCGCCGACCUUACCUACGGCACCCUAAAGAUCGAGUCACAGCUCUCCCCAAGCUCAUUCAUCUUCACUCAAGACUGCCAUCUCACUGGAGGCUCCGCCUUGUACUAUUGGUUCGAUGCGCCCCAUGCCGACCAAUCCAAAGUUGGAAGCUUCGUGUAUACGCUCGGUGGCUAUCACCAGGCGUACGAUGUGCCCGUAGGAUAUCCCAAUCCGCCUCGAUUGGGCAUCAGCUGGGAUCUGGGCGGUGGCCUCAGCAUCUCAGGCCAGGCCUACUUCGCUAUCACGCCAAAAGCCUGCAUGGCCGGAGGUCAUCUCCAUGCCUCUUUCCACGCUGGACCCAUCGAGGCGUGGUUCGACGCCUUUGCUGAUCUCCUCAUCAACUACAAGCCCUUCCACUUCAACGCUCAAGCCGGGCUUGCUGUUGGUGUGCGCUUCCACAUCGACAUCUGGUUCAUUCACACCAGCAUUUCGGCUGAGAUUGGCGCUCAGCUGUACCUUUGGGGCCCACCACUGGCUGGCCGCGUACAUGUCGACUUCUGGAUCACCUCUUUCGACAUCGACUUUGGCAGCUCCGAGAGAGGCAUCAGUCCAGUCAGUCUGGAGGAGUUUUAUCAGCUCGUGCUGCAAUCAUCAUCCGCUUCUGUGGCAUCAGCGAGCAGACCUCUGCUUACUGAAGCGGAGGAGGGAGAGAAACAUGAAGUGUCAAGCCCGUCGCCGCGAAAGAACGAAGGGCACAACUUCCUCCCUCAAUCCGGGUUAAUGAAUCCAGAUGCCAAGCCGGAGAGGGAACAGAAUGAGAACUGGAUAGUGCGCGCUGGUACAUUCUCUUUCAUCAUCGCGUGCAAGAUGGCCAUCGACACUUUCCAGGCCGGUCCCGAUCAUCAUGUUGUCUUCAAUGGCCCCAGUGUCUAUAGCAAGCCGAUGCAGCUUACGAGCAGCAUGAGCUCGACACUCAAUGUGAAAAUGACGAAGACCCUGGAAGGUAAAGUAGAAGAUGCAGAUGAAGAUUGGCAAUAUUCGAAGCACUUAAAGAGCAUGCCAAAAGGAUUAUGGGCUGAAUACGACCGGAAAUACGACCCACAAGUUGGAGGGAAUAACAUCAAAGACCUUCUCAACAGCUCCGAUGCUUCUAUUCCCCUGUUGAUGGGCGUGGAGGUCAAAGCCCCCAAACCACAAAUGUCCCAAGACCCUUUCCCGGCCUUCAUCGUCGCCGACGCCGACUUGCAGUCUCUUACUGCAGAGAAGCCUUUCCCCGACAUUCAACCUGUAAACUCUGCUUGGGCUCCCGCCAAACCCUUAGAGGUCGAGAAGCAGUACGAUGAGGUGUUGAAAUACUGGCGUUCGCCUAAUGGUGGGACUGAUGCGCAGAAUAGUUUCGUGGAUAGUUUGGCCAGGAGUUACGGGUGGGAUGAAAACGACAAAAUGAAGGACAUCGCGGGGAUUCCGGACAGACUGAGCAAGGGUUUCAUGGACACAUAUGUAGCUGCACCGAUGGUGACGGUAGCAGUUUGA